Fusarium redolens is the source of this 956-nucleotide messenger RNA. Its product is annotated as glutathione S-transferase. NCBI's taxonomy places the organism in Eukaryota, Fungi, Ascomycota, Sordariomycetes, Hypocreales, Nectriaceae. Gene Ontology annotation, molecular function: glutathione binding; glutathione transferase activity. The coding region runs from base 199 to 849 and encodes 216 amino acids. The record is from RefSeq and is a predicted model, not a curated record. Gene Ontology annotation, cellular component: cytoplasm. The transcript is spliced from 4 exons.
CCUCCUCCACACGAACUAAGUCCAAGCCUCCUCCACAUGACCCGAAACCCGAAAAUUCCGACCUGGCAGUAGAAAGGGCUUCCCUCUCUAAAUUGCCCGUCGUUUUAAGAUAUCAUGCAUGUUGGUCAACUUAAUAUCUUUGCUUUCUGUGGGUGACUCCUGCGCACAUUCCAAGUUCUGUGAAUAGCUACUACCACCAUGACCGUCACUCUGUACGGAUCUCGGCAAUCAACAGGCACUCAACGUGUCUUGUUGGUCCUCUACGAACUAAAUAUUACUGAUUAUCGACUUUCCAACGUCGACAUGCAAAAAGGAGAUCAUCAUGAUCCCACUUAUGUUCAAAAUCUCCACCCUUUCGGACGACUUCCGGUUCUUGAUGACAACGACACUCGAUUAUUCGAAUCAAGGGCCAUUUGCCAAUACUUGGUUGCUAAAUACGGGAGAGGGAGUGCUUUAGACACCCGAGCUGAACAAACUUUUGCAGAGCUAGCAGCAUAUGAACAAACGGCCAGUGUUGAAUACUCUUACUUCGACCCGGCGAUGAAAUCUUUGGCAUACGAGAAUAUCUUCAAGAAAUUCAUGGGUCACGGCGAUCCUGACAAAGAGGAAGUCGAGAAACAGAAAACCCUCUUGGUCAAGGUCUUGGACCACUAUGAAAAGGUCACUUCUGAUCGUGAAUAUCUUAUGGGAAACCAAUUUUCGUUGGUUGAUCUAUACCAUAUGCCAUGGGUUCACUUUCUCUCCAACCUGGGAUUGCAGGAUGAGAUUUCGUCCAGGCCGUGGUUGAGCGCGUGGUGGAAACGUGUUAGCAGUCGGCCGUCUUGGAAACAUCUGAUGGUGUCCCCUUGAAACGAGAAUCAUAACAGAAACUGAGAAAUUGGAGAGGUCUUUCGUUUAAAAAGAUAUGUUCUCCAUACAUCGUUCCUACAUAUCCAGAAUAAAUGACAAUUGUGACA